Setaria italica (foxtail millet) is the source of this 1573-nucleotide messenger RNA. RefSeq names its product putative F-box protein At5g52610. Gene Ontology annotation, molecular function: protein binding. The record is from RefSeq and is a predicted model, not a curated record. Lineage: Eukaryota; Viridiplantae; Streptophyta; Magnoliopsida; Poales; Poaceae. The coding region runs from base 159 to 1379 and encodes 406 amino acids. The transcript has 2 exons.
AUUCCCCUCGCCACCAUCGGUCCCUCGGUUGCGCCGCCCGCCGCGCCGCCGUCCGCCGCCAGAGCGGAGCCCCCACCAUUGGACGGUGCCCCGCUUCUCCGGCCGGCUGAGGAAGGUACGCCCGCGCGCUCCAGUCACCAGAUCCGUAGGCUUCAUCGAUGGCUUCGCCGGGGCCUUCCUCCCCCCCGGACAGUCGAUCCACGCGCCGACGAACCCCCGUCGCCUCCAACACCGGCGUGCUGCCCCCGGACGUGCUGUUCGACGUCCUGCUACGGCUCCCGGCCAAGGAGCUCUGCCGCCUCCGCGCCGUCUGCCGCGCCUGGCGCUCCCUCACCGUCGAUCCGCUCUUCACCGGCGCGCACGCGGCGCGCCACCCGCUCUUCCUGGCCAAUUUCCGGGAUGACCAGACGCACAUCUGUGUCGUUGAUCUGUUAGGCAUCGUGGUGAAGCGGAUUCCCAAUGCGGAUGGCCACCUCCUGCUCCACACAAGCCUAGAUCUGGCCUGCGCGACGACAGUAAGGAACAGCUGCCAGGUGCUUGAUCCGGCUACUGGAAAUGUUCACGUCCCGCCGGAGAGCCCAGCGGUGGAGCAUUUGGAUCGAGAGAAUGUACGCAUGCCAUACACCUCUUUCGCAUUUGGGAGGAUUGCCACUACUGGAGAGUACAAGGUGAUAAGGAUUUUCAACCGGCCGACUCUUGCUGGCUUUCAUCAGCCCCAUCUGUUUGAGGUGUUUACAAUCAACAUCAGUGGUUCAAGUUCUGGUUCCAGCCACACGCAGUGGAGGGCGAGGCAGCCUGACCACUUUUUCGACCCGAGCAGUGCCAUCGUAGUUGGUGAGGUGGUCUACUUCAAGGUGGAUAUUGUAUUCGACGUCCUGAUUUGUGGUGAUGUCUACCCUGGCAUUCCUCUUGAUUGCAUCCUUUCGUUUGACCUUGAGAGAGAGGAAUGGAGGGGAAUUCUCAAUGGGCCAAUAAGUGAAAUUUUUGAAACCGACAAGUAUGCUGGUGAUUUGGAUGGCUACCGUGGUCUUUGGACUCAGGUUACUCUAGCUGACCUGAGAGGCUCCUUAGGUCUUGUGCACUAUCGUAAGCACCGGCACAUGAUGGACCUCUGGGUUCGGAAAGACAUUGACGGUGGUCUCUGGGUGAAAGAGUAUAUCAUUCAGAUUGAACCGAUUUUCCCAACUACUGAAUCGUGUGUAAAGUCAUUGUUUAUGUUAGAUGACGGAAGGUUAGUCAUCCAUUUCCCAAAGACCGGACUGCUGUUCAUCUAUGAUCCAAGAACCAACACUUCUGCACAAGUGGAGAUGAGACAUCUUGAUGCGGUUGCGAUGUACACUGGAAAUCUGUUGAGUUUACAAGUUGGUGACAUGGUGUAGUGUUGUAACAUGCUGCUACUUGCUACUCAGUGCUCUGAUCGAAUCUACAUUUUACAUGGAAACCUUGUUAUUGUAAGAUAGUUUUCAUCUGUAGUUCAAUCAUGUUACCAUGAGCAGUUGAGCACUCACUUUUCUACUCUGAAGACCAUUCUUGAAGUUAUAUCCAAAUGCACUGGAUACCUCUGUCUGAACCA